UAAAAAGAGUUUACUUACAAGACAUCCUGAGUUAACAGCAUAAUCUCAGAAAGGCAGGCUUGCUUAGAAAAAGUAAUAUAUACAGUGGUACCUCGACUUAUGAAGACGAUCCGUUCCGCGGCCGUCUUCGUAAGUCAAAGUCUUCGGUUCUCGAAGCACCUGUUCUGCACAUGCGCAAAGCACGAUUUCGCACUUCUGUGCAUGUGCAGAACGCACACGGCAAAAAGACUUCUGGGGUUGUCGACUUCGGAAGUCGAAACCUUCGGAAGUCGAGUCGUUCGGUUGUUGAGGUAUCACUGUACAUGUGAAGUCCACUCAUAUGGGGUGAGACUCCAUUUUCUCUCUCUUGGCUGGAAGCCGAGAGAGAGUCUCUCACUAAGAUGUUGCUUCUCUUAAGUCAGAAUCCAAAAAGAGAGAAAUGGCCACUGGCCAGUGAAUUUACUUGGCAGCUUACCCAUCUCAUUUGCAUGUAGAGGAAGUCCAUCCCAAAUCAAUGACAGGAAACUGACCUGGUCAGGUGUUCCUCCAUGUGGUCACUCUAGGAAAUGUUGUGACUUGACUGCAUCUAGUUUUACAUCCCACAGAAAGGACAUCCCAUCUGCAUGCCCCCUCUGACUGCCUCUUUCCUGGUCUCUUUCAGAGGAGCUGAGGUUUUCGGUCCCACAUCCAGAACAAGCGUCACACUCAGAAUCCCCCUUAUUUGGAGAGGAACAAAGAAGCAUGCAGGUGGAGAACCCAGAAGGUUCUGGGGAGAUUAUCACAGGCAACUGGUGUCUCAGUGAGAGGGAAGGAAGCAUGAAGAUGGAUAAUCCAGCAGGUCCUGAGGAAAGUGUGCCGUGUGGCCAGUGUCCCAGUGAGGAUCUUCCAGAAAAAAUAAAACCAGAGGUGGUUUGGGACUCAGAAAGGGGCCAUGAAGCUUACAGAGUGUGCUCCACUGAAGCUGGCUCCUUCCAUUGUGGUGAUACUGAUCUCAUAUGUGAAGUGAGAGAAGCUGUGACUAUAACAUACUACUUUGAUUCAUGGCCAAAGCUCCUGGAAGAACAGAACACUGAGGAGUGGCAGGUCGCUGGCCCUCUGUUCAACUUCAAAGUGGAUGCAGCAGAGGCUGUGACAGCCGUUUGCAUCCCACACUCCUUGUGCCUUGAAGGUGAAGACAGUUCCCAUGUCUACAUUGCACAUUUUGUUGAAGGGGAGAUGAGGCUGGAGAAGCCAGACAGAGUGGAGCCUCAUCAUGCUGUGUUGGAAAAUCCCAAGUUCUCUUCCCUUGGAGUCAUUUUCAAAAAGUGGUUUAAGCAAAAGAUCAACACAGUCGUACUGCUCUAUCAUAGGCUUCAGCUGGAAACGCCAACAUUUCACCUGUACGUCCUGCCCAAUGACCCUUCGAUAAUAAAGGCAGUCACUGACCGUGAGGUAAAUUCGAAAAGAAUAGAGAAACCCCCUGUGACCCUGAAACCUCUGACAAUUGGCUCUCAGGUCUCUUUGAUGACUCCAGAGGAUGUCACAGUGACUCCUGAGGAGCUGAAUUUUCAAUACCUGGAUGCAGAGAAACUGCAACAGUACGUAGAACUGUCUGCUGAACAAAUGCAAGACAAGUUCAACUUCUACCUGAUGAUGAAGGGAACGACUAAAGUCGUUUGGAAGGCCCAUUUGAAACGAAAUGAGUUAAAUUCAGAGGAGAUGGAUUCUCCUAUUAUACACCCAGCACAAGGGCUGCCACUUCGAAACUCUUCCAAAAUGCACUUCAUCGAACGGCACAGGAAAGCGCUGAUCCAACGGACCAUCUCAGUGGAAUCAGUGCUGGAUAUAUUGUAUGACUCUGUCCUUACUAACGAGCAAUACCAAAAAAUCACUGCCAAGGAAACUAACCCAGAGAAGAUGCGAGAGCUCUACAAGCUUGUGCCAAGCUGGGACCUCCAGUGCAAGAAUGUGCUGUAUGAGGCACUGAAGGCCGAAGUCCCACACCUUGUGGAAGACCUGGAAGGGCAAUGAGGCCCCAAGGGAAGGCAGAAGGCAAGACCCUUUUCAAGGCACCAGAAAUCCACCUCCUUAUUGCUAGGGGACUCCUGCAGACAAAGCCGUACCAUGUCUUCUCCCAAGCACUCACUAUGCAUACCCUCCAAUAUUCCCAUGAUAAGAACUGGAGUGUGCUUGGAGGAGGCUGCUCUCUACUCUGUCAAGCAUGAAGCCCCACCCCUUUGCUCCCGUAGGCAGUUGCCCAGAUACCGUUCCCAUCCCCACUUCUCAUGACGUUCUGCGGUAGACUGAGAGGCACUCUUGCAUGGAGCUCUAGCACCACCGCUCCCUAUGAUCAGCUUUAUUUCUCUCCCCCACUUUCCCCACUCAUCAGGGCCUUCAGCUUUGUUGGCGCUGAUGUCAUUGGGAAUGGAUACUGGUGGG
Zootoca vivipara (common lizard) is the source of this 2397-nucleotide messenger RNA. NCBI's taxonomy places the organism in Eukaryota, Metazoa, Chordata, Lepidosauria, Squamata, Lacertidae. The record is from RefSeq and is a predicted model, not a curated record.